Electrophorus electricus (electric eel) is the source of this 1237-nucleotide messenger RNA. NCBI's taxonomy places the organism in Eukaryota, Metazoa, Chordata, Actinopteri, Gymnotiformes, Gymnotidae. The record is from RefSeq and is a predicted model, not a curated record.
AUGCAGGGGAAGUGGGAGGUGCCCGUACCAAAGGUGCGUGCUCAGGGCGAGACGGAGGUGCUGAAGGUGGUUCGCACGGGGAAGAGGCAGAAGAAGGCCUGGAAGAGGAUGGUCACCAAAGUCUGCUUCGUCGGAGAUGGCUUCACGCGCAAACCGCCCAAAUACGAGCGCUUCAUCAGACCCAUGGGUUUGAGGUUCAAGAAGGCACACGUCACUCACCCUGAGCUGAAGGCCACAUUCUGCCUGCCCAUUCUGGGCGUGAAAAAGAACCCCUCCUCCCCUCUCUACACCACCCUCGGGGUCAUCACCAAGGGAACGGUCAUCGAGGUCAACGUCAGCGAGCUUGGCCUGUUCACCCAGGGCGGCAAAGUCAUCUGGGGGAAAUACGCCCAGGUGACAAACAACCCGGAGAACGAUGGCUGUAUUAACGCAGUGCUGCUGGUAUAACAGAACUCUGCACCACCUAAUGUACUGAUCACAGCCUUGGGCCAGACCACACAGAAUAUCGGCAUUCCCAUCCAGCAUACGGAAGCCCUGCACUCCUGGACCUGAGUUGGGAUACUUUGGAACUUGGGAUUUUGUGUGUGUGUGUGUGUGUGUGUGUGUGUGUGUGUGUGUGUGUGUGUUGGAUGGAUGGAUGGAUGGAUGGAUGGAUAACACGUGCGUGGGUGGAUGGAUGAAUGGAUGGAUAACACAAACGUUAUCAGUGUUUUAGAGCUGUGGGUCCUGAAACACACUGUUUAGUGUUUCUCCUGCAGUGGCUGCCUGGUUCAGCCUGCCGUCUGUCUGAAGCAGGGCAGACACUAAACCCUGCAGGACGGGCCUGAGAGACCCUGGGCUUUACACCGGUGUGUGCGCGCGCGUCAGUUUAAAACAGCAGCGGGUUCAAUAAAACACGUUUUCACCGGGUGGGAUUCAUGCGUCUGUCCAGUUUCAGCCUGCUGCUUUCUGCCGGGAAUCCAGAACUAACGACACAUUUAAGCAGGAGUUGGGGAUGUACAUUAAGAUUUUUAUACAAUCAUUAAAAAUAAUAAGCCCAAAUUUGACGAGGUAAUUCACUAAAGCCAAUAUGAGUGGCUGAGACAUAGCAAGUAAUUACGAUGUAGAGAAUUUACGAUGUUAUAAUUUAAUAUUAUAAUAUUCGUUUAAUGUUUUCAAGGUUUCAUUAAUGAUCACUUAUGAAACAAUGUAAUAUGAAAACAGCAAUAUAAUAAAUAUAAAAGCCUUUAGAUCUUUA